Malaclemys terrapin pileata is the source of this 2996-nucleotide messenger RNA. It is a transcript of the gene MORN4, whose product is annotated as MORN repeat containing 4. The record is from RefSeq and is a predicted model, not a curated record. Lineage: Eukaryota; Metazoa; Chordata; Testudines; Emydidae. Bases 1408 to 1848 code for a protein of 146 amino acids. The transcript has 5 exons.
UCACAUUGAGAAAGUGGGUUAGUAGCAAGCAACGAUCCGGGUUAUUUAAUCCAACAAUUCCCUCUAAGCUCGGUGUGAUACUGUGGGAAGGCAGCCAUCCUGCAUAGCCGUCCGCCCCAAGGGAGCAGCGUUAUGAAUCUCGGUGCCAGUCGAUAGCUUUAUUCCUGUUGAAUAGUGAUUCAGGGAGGGCCAAAAUCACCCCCCAGCCAAAUCCGCGCACGGUUCCGUGUAACAAGCCGUGUUGGUUGGAGUUCUGUUGGGACGUUUCGUUUACAAUUCAAGUGACAAAUGUAGGUGAAAACCACGUGAUUUCUCAGGAUUAAACAUACAGCGCCUAACCCAGGAGAUAUGCGUGCGAUCUCCUGGGCAAGGAGGCUGUUUCCCCUAGGGCAGUCAGGAGUUUGAGAGCUGUUGUACAGGUGCCACUCUCACCUAACUUCUCUGGGGCCCAGCCCCACUGCAUGCUGGUGUGCUCGCUACCAGCCAUGUGCUGGAGCUUAAACCCUACGUGCACGAAGGGGGGUAGCAGCAGCCCUCUGCUGGUAAGUUGGAAGAGAAGAGCAAACCCCGAAGGAUGGUGGUUGUGACUCUCGGUUGGUUCCGCCGCCGGAAGCUGGGCUGGGGUAAUACCCAGUGCUUUUAGCACUGACUCGGAAGGUCUUGCUGGCUCCUAGAGGUUACUUGCUGGCAGGUGUCAAAGCUUAGCGGCUGUCUGUGGCUAAACUCCUACCCUUCCUUGGCCAGCUGGGAGGGUGGGGGAAACACAAUCCUCUCUCCGGGCAUGAUGGCAUCAGGUGGCCAGAGACUGCUGGACAGGAGCGGCAAGGCCAGGCAAGCAAAGGGUGGCCUGGCUGCCUUCUCCCCUUUGGAAGCCCCUCAGUAAAUCCUCACCCGAGAUCACAGAAUCACCAAAAGGGCUUGAUUAGGUCCCCCUUAUGCAAAUGAGAGCCUACCCACUGCAGACAUUGCAGGCCCCAAAUCCAAGAGUCUGUCCAGGCAGUCAGCAGGUCCCCAGGUAUUUUGAGGUUCUGGAAACAUGGAUCAGGCGACCGGCCUACGACAGUCAACUCCUGAGUCAUUUAAACUGUAAAGCCAGCAGAGAGCUGACCCUGAAAUGCUGGGCAGUCCCGGCUCACGCUCGCUCAGCCGUGCACAGAGAGCGACGUGGCGUACACCUUCCCCCAUCCCUUAGUACGCAGCAGCUCAGCUUUGAGCAGAGUUGUUUGCUCUGCGGAAUCCAGCGACGGGUUAGUCUCUAACUCGGAGCAGGAAGUCCUGUCCUCCUCAGCUCCCAAUCCGGAGCUGCCAUCUUUACCUGCAGGGAGCUCCUUAGCCUGCCUGCCUGCGCAGGUGCCUUGUCUGCUCAGGGCAUGGAGGUGUCGUCUCGCCCGCCCCGGAGCUGGCACCAUGACCUUGACCAAGGGCUCCUUCACCUACUCAAGCGGGGAGGAGUACUGCGGGGAGUGGAAGGAAGGCCGCAGGCACGGCGUUGGCCAGCUAACAUUUGCGGAUGGCAGCACCUACCUGGGUCACUUUGAGAACGGGCUGUUCCAUGGCUGCGGAGUGCUCACCUUCUCCGAUGGCUCCAGGUACGAGGGGGAGUUUGUGCAGGGGAAGUUCAAUGGCGUCGGAGUUUUCACGCGCUACGACUCAAUGACCUUCGAGGGCGAGUUCAAGAGCGGGCGUGUGGACGGCUUCGGGCUCCUGACCUUCCCCGACGGCUCCCAUGGGGUGCCCCGCAGCGAAGGCUUCUUUGAGAACAACAAGCUGCUGCGGCGGGAGAAGUGCCCGGCCGUGAUCCAGAGAGCUCAAAGUGCCUCCAAGUCCGCACACAACCUCCCAGCGUGACCCUCCGCCACGGGACUCCACUGCCGCUGGCCGGCCUGGCCUCCAAGAGCCUGCGGGGCAGGAGCUGCGGUGCCCAGCCAGGCCGGGUAGGGGUGUUGGCAGAGCCAUGGCUGGCUGUGUCCCUCCUGCUGGUUACAGCACUUCCUCCGAGUGCCCGGGUCCUGGGGGCUCUGAGUGCUGCCCCCCGCCCAGGGGGAGACAGGAGACCCCCUUCUCUGGGGCUCUGCUCACUGCCUUGGGACCCUCCAUACAGACACCUGGGCCCAGCCCCUGCAGCCAGCCCUGCUGCUGGGCUGUGUGGGGCAGUGGAGGGGGCAAUCUGCCAGGGCCUUGGAGCCCGUGGUUAGCAGGGGAUGCAGCUGGGAGCUGCUGCACCUGCUUCCCCAAAGCCAGGCAUGACGGGCAGGGGGGUAGUGCCCAGUCGGUGCCCCCCAAGCUCAGCGGGAAUAGUGCCCCUCCCCAGCAGGGUGCUGACACAGGCCUGACUUCGCUAGUGGGAUGUGGCCGUGGCAGGGAGCUGGUAUCUCCCUGCCCCUUGUUCUGAUGCUGGGGGCAGGGCAAGGCUCCCCCCUUCCCUUGCUGUGGGUGUCCUGGCCCCAUGGCCCGUGCCUCCCCCUCAGCUCUCCCAGGGGCAUCUGGCCUGAGCAGGCCCACGGCUCCUCUCAGCCGUGCCCUGGACAGCGAGACUUGGGGGGGCUGUCCGGUCUCUAUUGCCUGUCAGUGCCUUGGCACAGGGUUGGGUCAAGGCUGUGAGCGCUGAAGGGCUCCGGGGGCGCUGUGAGUCUGCACCGCCCGCGCUCACGCUGUCCCUUCAACAGUCUCCCUUCAGCCCUAGUGAGCACUGGGGCCUGCUGCAGCCUGGUGAGUGCCGGUGUCUGGGGGGCCGCAGGGCAGGGGCAGGGCUGGGCUGCAGCCCUAGAGGGCUAGAAGAGCAGGGGCUGAAGGACAUCAGCAGUGUGAGGUGGGGGGAGCCAGGGCUGGGCUCAUGGGGCAGCGGGCAGGAUGGGGGCCACCAGCGGAGCUGCACACGGGACUCCCCCCUUCCCCACUACUGCUUGUCUCUGGUGUCGGUUCUGCUGGGAGCAGUAGCCGUCACUCCUGAUGCUGGUGCAGGGAGCCCAGGGCUUGGCCCGGCUGGGGGGGGCGGG